GCUCCUCAGCACCACGCGCUCCUGGUCCCCUCCCUCCUCACUGACUUUCCUGCGUGGCCAACAUUUUUAAGAACAUCGGGAUCCCUGAAAACAUAAGAAAAAGGGCUGGGUCCAGGCCACCCAGGAAACUGACAGAGACACCCCAGCUGGAGACUCCAGUCGUCCCCGCCCCUGCCCCGGGGGUGUUUGGGACCUCUCCCUCCAAACCCAGCGGAUGGAGGACCACCUGGGUCAGAACGGAGCCGUGCUGCCCCACCUGGACAUCGCCCUGAGAACGGAAGGACAGCACCCUCCAGUGGGAUUGCUCACCCCGCUGCGGACGACUGUCAGGAGGAUGACGAGAGAGCCGCUGCUGUGAUAGUCCAAUCCUGCGACUCCGCCUCCUGCAGCUCACGUGCCUCCUUCCUCCAGCAUGGCCUCGGGGGGCGAGGGAGCGAAGCUGGUGGCCAUGGACACAGGCCAGGGAGCUGGCCCGAGCAGUCCUGGCGACAUAGAAGGGGACCUGCAGGGGCUGCUGCAGGAAUUCUGCCAGCUACAGUCCAAGCAGAGGAAGCUGAAGAGAGAGGUGGAGAAGCACAAGGUGUUUGAAGACUAUCUGAUGAAGGUCCUUAAGGAAAUCCCCAAAGGCCUUCGGGAGGAGCCGGAGGAGGCCCUGGUGGAGGCCAUGGUGGAGCACUACGGGAGGCUCUUCACCGCCAGCCAGGAGGCCCAGCAGUGCCUGGAGGCUUUCUCCCAGAUGAACCAGGCCAUCCUGCAGAGCCUGGAGUUCCUGGAGGAGGGCCACAGGGCUCUCGUGCCAAGCCUGAAGAUCCAGCUGUGUCAGCUGCAGAAGAAGUGUCACAGCAAGCAGUGGAAGAGCCAGCUGCUGAAACGCGGUGUCACCUGCCAGAAAGACUCUGUCUUGGACGCACGUCCGCACACCCGGAGCUACAGUAGCAAGGUGCUCGACUACUUGCAAGUGACCGUGGACAACAUGGCCCAGCAGUGCAGCCGUGUAGCCCACAGGGCGCCCAAGAGCCGGGGACUCUUCUCCAAGCUCGAUCUGAUUAAGGAAUUCAUGAUGGACAAAAUGGAGACCGUGAGAAUGAACUCAUUGCUCACGAAACCCCGAGAGUGCUGGUCGGGAGACAGCCCCAGGGAGCACAGAAGCUAUCCCAAGCCCUCCAGGAGUUGUCUGCAGAAGCAAGGGCCGGGCCCCAGGACCCCCUUACCCGAGGCCCAGACUUCGGACUGCCCCAGCCCGCGCUGAUGGCCCGCUGCAUCAUGACCGGCCCGUUACCUGCUUCGCUCUUUUCUCUCCACCGCCACCCCGGGGGGCCUGGGGCAGUGAGGAGGUGGGCAGGGUCCUGGGCCUGGCUGGGACAGGCAGGGAUCAGGUCGGGGCUGCAUGGGUCAAGCAGAGAGGAGCAGGAGGGUGGCCGCGGCCAGGCAGGUGGCCGCGGCCAGGCACCCGCACACCCAGGGGCCCGGCUGAAUUUCCUCCUGCUGUGGUGGCUCCUGAGACUGAGCUUCCCGUAUCUGAUUGGCUAUUGCCAGCUCUGAGUCACAGCAAAUCUGGAAAGAGCCAGCAGCCAUGGGACACAGGAGCUGACGGGAGCCCAAUGGGGUGCUGAGGUUGUAGGGUGCCCCCACCCCUGCCCUGGUGCCUCCUGCCCUCCCUGAGGGUCCUGGAGCUGUUCGGGGUGGCCGCUGCUCUCGGGGACACCUGGCAAGGCAAGGCCUCUCUCUGACCUGUUAAAGUCCUAGGGAGCCCCUCCCCCAAGCCCCUGCUCAGGUCAGGCUUGGAGAAGGUCCACCUACAUGGAAGACACUGGCUUGGCUUCCUCCCGCUGUGGCCAGGGUAAAACCAUCCAGCAACCCCCAGGCCCCAACAUAUGCAGCUCGGGGGUCAUGCCGAUGAGGUCAUGCCAACUCACUGUUCCUCUGUCAUUUAUUUGGCUGGAGGUUUAGGCUGAAGGGCAGACGGUGAGCUGCACACAGAGGGAGUUCAGCGUGGGUGCUGAGGUUCAGCCGGUGGAGGCGGGACCGCUCUAUUCCAGGUCUGGAGGGAGGCGUGGGGCGGGCAGCCUGCACAGGUCUUGGCCCUGAGUUCCUUAGGAAGCUAAGCAUCAAGAAGAAGGCUGGGCACGGCAGGCCUUGCAAGCAGCUUGAAAAGAGAACCAAGGUCAGGUGCAGGGUUGCGUCUUAAUCCCAGUGACUUGGGAGGCUGAGGCAGGAGGAUUGCAAAUUCGAGGCCAG
Messenger RNA from Sciurus carolinensis (gray squirrel), 2238 nucleotides. RefSeq names its product coiled-coil domain containing 197 (gene Ccdc197). The coding region runs from base 413 to 1249 and encodes 278 amino acids. The transcript has 8 exons. The record is from RefSeq and is a predicted model, not a curated record. NCBI's taxonomy places the organism in Eukaryota, Metazoa, Chordata, Mammalia, Rodentia, Sciuridae.